This is a messenger RNA of Dentiscutata heterogama, 413 nucleotides long. Lineage: Eukaryota; Fungi; Glomeromycota; Glomeromycetes; Diversisporales; Gigasporaceae. The record is from the annotation of a GenBank genome assembly.
AUGGCAAAGAUACUCAGAUGCCCAGGCUGUGAUCGAGAAAUAAGAACCGGUAAAACCCGAGAUCUUAAUAAACACAUGAAUUUAAAUGGAAACCUUCGUAAAGGUCAAUGUUUACCAGCUUUGCGUUUAAUGCAAAACCCAGUCUCAGUAGGAAAUCCAGCUGAAAACCCAGUAGAAAAUCCAGCACCGACUCCUGAAGGCGAUCUUAUAUCAUUUGACGAAAACCCACUGACACACCAGCCAGCCCAGCUGAAAGAAGAAAAUGUGCCGGCAGUCGACCCAGAGAUAGGACCUAGUAUAAAGCAAAACAAAACUAUCCUGAUUUAUAAAAAUAUACCAAACGGAAUCGAGUUUUAUGGUGGAAAAGGAAAAUGGUAUGGAGUUAAAGAAGAUUUCCGUACAUUAUCUAAUAA